Messenger RNA from Anoplophora glabripennis (Asian longhorned beetle), 1069 nucleotides. RefSeq lists its product as uncharacterized. NCBI's taxonomy places the organism in Eukaryota, Metazoa, Arthropoda, Insecta, Coleoptera, Cerambycidae. Bases 313 to 1053 code for a protein of 246 amino acids. Gene Ontology annotation, cellular component: transcription regulator complex; nucleus. Gene Ontology annotation, biological process: regulation of transcription by RNA polymerase II. The record is from RefSeq and is a predicted model, not a curated record. The transcript has 4 exons.
ACAAACGCGUUUUGCGUUUACGUUUUGCGGCAAAAAGAAUCGAGACAUAUUUUUAAUACUCACCAUCGCGUUUAUCCGAGAUUUUUAGUUAGUGAUCUUUUUAGUGAUUUUCAAUUUCAACAGAUAAAAACGAAAUUGUAUUGGUUAAACUGAUGUUUGACAGUUUCAAACUGAACGUCAUGCGUCAUGGGUAGAUUUUUUGAGUAGAGGGUUAUGUCAUGUCGCAGCAUAUAAAUUAUUUGCUGUUUUUAUGAUUUAUAGUUUUCUUACAUAUUAUAUCUUUUCUGUUUAUAGUUGUUAUCAAACAAAAAUAUGCAGCAGCAGGAGAGUGAGCAGACCGUAGUGUAUUGUGAAACCGUUGAUGAUGUGGAGCAGACCUUAGUGUAUUGUGAAACCGUUGAAGAACUUCUGAUUAGUCUGGUACAAUUAAGACCAGCUUUGUGGGAUCAUCGAAUUCCAUUAAAGAGUCGUUCAAAAAAUAUUAAAGAUGAUUUGUGGGUUGAGGUAUACACUGCUAUGGGGCAAAUAAUUCCCCUUGAAGAAAUAAAAAAGAAAUGGAGAAAUCUGCGAGACAAAUACAUAAAGGUGAAAGGGGAAAUAUGUGUCUACAAGCCAAGUGGAAUGGGUGCUAAAGGUAAACAAAAGGUCUGGAAACAUUUUUCUGCCUUACAAUUCUUGGACGAUUCUAUUAAUCCACGAAGAACUAUCGGUAGUAUCAAAAUGCCACAGGAUAUAACACCUAAUUCAGAAUCUGAUAGUAGGCCAAGUAGUUCAGCAAGCCUAGCAAAUGAGACUCCAACUGUUGGUAGAACAAAAAGAAAAAUUACUGGGGAGUUAAUAAACAACAAAAUUCUUGAAGUCUUAAAUGUCCCUCCACCAUCAGUGAAUAUAAAUCCAUCGUCAGUAUAUGAAGGAAAUGCAGCAUGUGUGGCCAUAGCUGAAAUAUUAAAUAAACUUCCAGAGAGAAACAAGGCAAAAUUAGAAAUUGAAUUAUUACGAUUAGUUUAUGAUACAUAUGAUCAGUAUAUAAGUGAUUCUGGAUGUAGCAAUUGAAGAAUAAAAAAGAUCU